GUGAGAGGGAGGCCUUCGUAACGGUCGCAUUUGAAGCCGUUUCAUACCGGUAUCCAAGAGUGGCACAAAGCUUGCACAGCGAAAACCCAACCAAGCAUCACUGUUACCAAGCUACGGCAACCUUGCUGGUCUAUUACAGUCAAAAGACAACAGAGAAUCCUAUUGGGGCGUCUUUUGUUUCGCUCAUAACAGCACACUACAGGCAACAACAAACAAACAAACUCUCACGUUAACUUACUAGUAUAACACAACAAGACCAUUACAAUGACGGAUAACAAACUACGAUGUGCGAUGGUAUACCGCUUGGACGGAGGCAGUGGAGGAUCCCCCAAGGCUGUGAUUUUGGCCAGCUAUGACCAUGCCAACCAAUACGAGUCCCACGGUGGAUCCGGCGGUGAUCUAUACGGAGGAAAGGGAGGAGAUUAUGCCAAGGCUGUUUCCAAGGUCAUUGCCAACGAUCCUCCUGGUGGUCUCGCCGAGGGAGGCAAAGUCGGUGGAUUCAAGGUGGUGCAGUCGGAUCAGCACCAAGUCGUUUACGGAGCGGAUAAAGACGGUCUUUGCUACUGUGUCAUUACUGGCUUGGGCUACCAAUCUCGUAUUGCUAUCCAAUUCUUGGAAGAACUCGCCUCCGAAUGGUCGGCUCAGUUCGGUGCUGAUGCUAAAAAGGCCGUUGAAAACUCUCUCAAUAAAAAGAGUAAGAAAACUCUGACCGCCAUGUGCAAGAAGUACGAAGACCCUACCAAUGUCGACAAGGCUUCCAAGGUCCUCGGACAAGUAGAUAAGGUCAAGGGACAAAUGCAGGAUAACAUUGCCAAUAUGCUCAAGAACACUGAAGCAGCAGAAUCCCUCGCAGAAAAAUCCGAUCAGCUCAACGAACAAGCGUCCGUGUUCAAGAAAAAUUCCAAGACCUUGAAGAAACAAAUGGCGUGGAAGAAUCUCAAGAUGACGCUUAUAUUGGGAGGUGUCGUCAUUCUUGUCUUGAUUGUUAUUUUGGUGCCGUUGAUUGUCAAGCUCAAGCAAUUGGGAGAGUAAAUUUGAUCACUCUGGCGUCUGCGAGAGUAGUACCGAAAAAGGAGGCUGCGUUGGAUGCUACCCACUAUUCCUUCCCUAUCAAUCUUCCACCGUGUAGCGUUGAGCCUUCUCUUUUGCCUGUGAAACCGAUUCCGCAAUUACGUUGGAUCCGACCCGGUGAUCGAUCCUACGCAACAUGCAUCAUUCAUCAUUGCAUACUCAAAACUAAACCUAGCAUUUUUAAAGCAAGACAACAAAACCUCAAAAUGUAGUAAAUGGACGAAUUCAAUUCGUUCUCGAACGUCCCGAAGGAUUUGAUUGGCAAUUGAGUUAGUACAUCCCUCCAUUACUCAUGAAGAUUUCACACACGUGUUCAUUGCUUCGCCCUGGGUCCAAACCACUCCUAUUUUUGCAUGUGCCGAGGUAGAUGGUUUGUCAUCCUUGCUGCUUUCUUCUUGCGAGAUUGCAAGCAAUUUUUUUGGGAUUAGCAGGAGGUUUUGGCGAAGGGGCUCCCUCACAGGCCCAAGAUAGAACGCUUCUAGCUAGCAGUCGGACGCGGUUAGUUCAGUGAAGCCGACGAACGAAGUCCGAACUUACCAUGGUCAUUGGACGAACCAUCAGCUUCCAUGCCACGUGCAAGAUAGAUUUAAAACAUUCACGAAGUAAGCAGAGGUGCCCAUGCUUGGCUAC
Molecule: messenger RNA, 1701 nt
Organism: Seminavis robusta
Lineage: Eukaryota; Bacillariophyta; Bacillariophyceae; Naviculales; Naviculaceae
Source: the annotation of a GenBank genome assembly